AUGGCUGAGCAAGUCGAUGUUCUCAUCUGUGGCAGCGGGUCUGCGGGGCUUUGCGCGGCUGUCUGGCUAGCACGAUGUGGCAUCAGCUACAAGAUCGUGGAACGCCGAGAUGGCCCGCUCGAGAAUGGCCAAGCAGAUGGUGUGCAGUGUCGGACCGUGGAGAUAUUCGAAAGCUUUGGCAUAGCCGAGGACCUCCUCAAAGAGGCCUAUCAUGUGCUCGAGGUUGCUUUCUGGGCUGCAGAGGGCGAGGGCAUUAAACGUACUCACUACGCAGCCGACACGGAGCCUGGCUUGAGCCAUCAACCUCAUGUCAUCCUGAAUCAGGCGAGGAUAAAUGGCAUGCUGAUUGAAGAGAUAGAGCGGGUGUCCGGAAGCGCGGGGAUUGAGUACGGAUGCGACGUACAAAGCGUGGAAAUUGAUGAUAUCGUUCACGAAGACUCCACCGCUUACUGCGUUACCACCAGAGCCAUUUCUAAUGGGCAACAAAGGGUCUUCCGAUCAAAAUAUGUGUUGGCCUGUGAUGGAGCUCAUAGCGCGGUUAGGAAAUCCCUGGGCUUUGCCAUGGUCGGGGACUCAACGAAUGCCGUCUGGGGUGUUAUGGACCUCCACGCCAGAACUGAUUUCCCCGACAUCCGAAAGAAGGCAAUCAUCCACUCACGCGCCGGAAAUCUCAUGAUCAUCCCCCGCGAGGGUGACUCUAUGGUCCGCUUCUACAUUGAGCUUGGUGAUGCGGCUGUCAGCGACGUCAAGUUAGCUGACUUGCAGGAACGGGCGCGUCGAAUUUUCCACCCCUAUUCCGUGGAGUUUAUGGAGACAGUCUGGUGGUCGGCAUACUCAAUUGGACAGCGCCUGGCUGACAACUUUGCCAAGGCUGGGCGUGUCUUUCUCACAGGUGAUGCUUGCCACACGCAUUCGCCAAAGGCCGGACAGGGGAUGAACGUGAGCCUGCAAGAUGGCUACAACAUUGGCUGGAAGUUGGCAGCAGUUCUCCAGGGCCAAUUUUCUCCCAGAAUUCUGGAAACAUAUGUUUCGGAGCGCCAGAAAACGGCCGCACAGCUGAUCGAUUUUGACCGAUUCUUUACAAAGCUCUUCUCCUCUUCUUACAGACAAGCGAAUGGAAUUUCUUCGCAGAAUUUCAAGGACCAAUUUGUCAAGGCAGGCCGAUACACAGCCGGCCAAGGCGUGAGAUACGAAGAAUCAGUCUUUGUAUCUCCAGGCCCAGCUGAUGAGAGCCUAGCUCGGAGCGUUAUCGUCGGAACGCGCUUCCCCAGCGCCCAGGUUGUCCGGUUCUGCGAUGCCCGCCCAGUGCAAUUGGUGGCAGCACUCCCCGCCGAUUCUCGGUGGCAUGUUGUUGUUUUCGCUGGUGACAUAUUGCAGCAGACAGCGGCCGCCAGGCUUAUCAAGACUGCAGCAGAACUGCAGGGCAUCAUCGAUACCUUUACACCAGAUGGCCAGGAUACUAAUUCCAUCAUCCAAGGAGUGCUUGUGCUUGCGUCCAAUCGUGUCAAGGUUGAACAAAACAUGAUUCCCGAAGUGUUCACCCCGAUAACCGGCAAAUGGAAGAUCAAACAUCUCCAAAAGGUCUUCGUGGAUGACGAGAGUUACAACUCAGGUCAUGGGAAAGCAUACGCAGCAUACGGUAUUCAUCCUGAGGGUUGCUUGAUCAUCAUUCGCCCAGAUCAAUAUGUUGCGAAGAUUUGCUCUUUAGAUAACACAAACGAUGUCCUGAAUUUCUUUAGCCAAUUUUUAAUCUCUAGGUAA
Messenger RNA from Trichoderma aggressivum f. europaeum, 1761 nucleotides. RefSeq lists its product as uncharacterized. The transcript is spliced from 5 exons. NCBI's taxonomy places the organism in Eukaryota, Fungi, Ascomycota, Sordariomycetes, Hypocreales, Hypocreaceae. The coding region runs from base 1 to 1761 and encodes 586 amino acids. The record is from RefSeq and is a predicted model, not a curated record. Gene Ontology annotation, molecular function: FAD binding; oxidoreductase activity.